GAAACUACCAAACGUUUCUCUGGCCGACAGUUGAGAGUACAGCUUUGACUCUCCCACUGAUCUCCAACUACUCAUAUGUGAUUGGGAUUAACAGCGACAGAGCAUAUUUCUGAACAUGGUGACAUUGAACAGAAUGUCACAGAUCCAAGAGAUUCCUUCUGUGGCAGGGCACAAAGACAGCAGCUACAACAUGCUAGCCAUCCUCAAGUCAUGGGAAGAAAACAAGACCUGCAGUGAGGAAAACACCAGCCAGUUUCUGUUAAUUAUGCUUUUAAAGGUGGGUCUGGACUGUUUAAUCCUGUCCUUGAGCCAUCGCCGUCUGCAUACCUCCUUCAUAGGCAUCUGUGGCCUCUCAGUCUUCCUGGUUGAUGUAGCAUUGUCAUGUGCUGUGGGAGCCGUAUGGGUCCUGGGACCUGCUAGCCCCCAAGUGUCCACAUGUUUUUUCUUGGCACACGCCUCAGCCAUGUUCAGCGCACUGCCUUUGCCUGUCCUAGGCCUGGGACUGCUGGACUAUGCCUGCUUCCAUAGCGCCCCCUACAGGACCCCCUGGUACUGCAUGCUUACGUUGGUGGUGUGGGUGCUUGCAGGUGUACACUCGUACUGCUCAGCCUUCACCGGCCUGAUCGAGGUUGAGUACGGAAGAGGGAGGAAUGCUUUAGGAUGCGCAGUGCAGGACUCUGCGCUGGUGGUAUAUUUCUCAGUGGGGAUCUUCAUAGCCAUCUGCUCUGUGCUGCUGUUCCACUACAAAUGUAUUUGCUCCUUGAUGAAAGAGGCCAACAGGCUCUCAAAGCAGAGGGACAAUGCCAACUUUAAGCUGCAGCACAGUCUGAUCUAUAGGUACACCAACUUAAAGCAGCUAAAAGCUGAUGAGGAGAAGGAUCUGUUGGGGGAAACCAAAUGGCAGAGCCCCCCCCUUUACCUGAGCCUGACGCUGGGCUUUGGGACAACGUGGGCAUCUUACCUGUUCAUGGGCGUCGCCUGUGAGCUCUUGGGCCUUGCAGUCCCAGCUUACAUAUCCGUUAACAUCUUGUGGUUGAAGUGUGCCGACAGCUUAUUGGUGGGGCUGAUGUUCUGGCUCAGGAGUGACUGGUUAGGGCCGUACAGCGAUCCCCCGGACGAGCUUUGCCAGUGGCAGGUUUACUGGCACUUAAGUAGAGGACAUGUUAGAGAUGGCGAGAAACUUCCCAAUGCUAUGUCCACCCUGACAGGAAACGACAGAAACCCACUCCUGCAGGUCUAAAUUGUGCAAAUACAAAAGCUGACAUGACAACAUGAAGUGUUUUCUAUUAAAUUUGCAAUCGUCUAAAAAUGUCCGGUACAGAUUGAGGACAGAGGAAGUUAUUACGCUGUUACAGUCGUAAGUAUUGUUUGGAAGCCUAAAUUAUAUAAUAAUACUUGCCGCUGACAUGGAAGUGUAAGUUCAUGUUUCUCAGUUUCAGUGUUAUUACAUGAUUCUUCAAAAUGCUUUUAAGUAACUGGGUGAUUCUCAGGGGACAUGUCAAAAUCAUGUCAGAAAGAAAAGGAGUUAUAAAACCGCAACGAUUCAUGUUUACACAGGCAGUCACCGCACAUUUUUUUCACGACUAAUUCAGACAAAGCCUUCCAUACAUUUGUUCCCAUUGUAGAAGUGGUCAGAAAGUAACUUUUCCGACAUGAAUGUUGAACCAACUUGCCUAGCUCACCCUUCUAAAUCCAUAUCUUCUGAAAAAUAUAUGGUUAUCCCAGUUUCUUAUUUCUUGAAGAAAAACUGUUUAAUAAACAUGUUCCUUUUUUGAAAUAUAAAUUUCACUGAAAAAUGGGUAAACAAAAUGUUCAUGCAAUGUUCACUCCAUUUCAUAUCAAUUGGGACGAUAAAUUAACUGAAGUGUUCAAUAAAUUGAACUGGUACCACUAAGAUGGUUGAAGGUCAAAUCAAUAUGUAUGUGUAUUGCUGUAUAUAGUUCAUGUAAUUUGAUGUUUAUGCUGAUUUUCCUUGUAAACUGUGUUUUUUAUAUAAAUGUUUUUACAUGUG
Esox lucius (northern pike) is the source of this 2011-nucleotide messenger RNA. RefSeq lists its product as uncharacterized. Gene Ontology annotation, cellular component: signaling receptor complex; plasma membrane. The transcript is spliced from 2 exons. The record is from RefSeq and is a predicted model, not a curated record. Lineage: Eukaryota; Metazoa; Chordata; Actinopteri; Esociformes; Esocidae. Bases 116 to 1240 code for a protein of 374 amino acids.